Messenger RNA from Dendronephthya gigantea, 1650 nucleotides. Its product is annotated as protein MEMO1-like. The coding region runs from base 87 to 977 and encodes 296 amino acids. Lineage: Eukaryota; Metazoa; Cnidaria; Anthozoa; Malacalcyonacea; Nephtheidae. The transcript has 9 exons. The record is from RefSeq and is a predicted model, not a curated record.
UAUUCAUUCAACAGUCUGUUACAUUAAAUUAUUUGUGAUUGUUUUGUUCGAAAACUCUAUCACAAUUUUCAUUUUUUUUCGUCAAAAUGUCUGCGAGAAAUGCAUCUCAUGCGGGAAAUUGGUACCCCCGCGACAAGAAAGAGCUGUCAGAUAAGCUGGAAGGCUGGCUAUCGGGUGCGAGUCGUGUGAAUUGUCCUGUCAAAGCUGUAAUUGCUCCGCACGCUGGGUACUCUUACUGUGGUGCGGUCGGAGCUUAUUCUUAUAAGCAGUUUGAUCCACGAACUAUAAAGAGGAUAUUUAUACUUGGCCCAUCACAUCAUGUGUACUUACCUGGCUGUGCUGUGUCUGGAACUUCAUUCUAUAACACACCAUUGUAUAACUUGAAAAUUGAUACCAAAGUAAACGAAGAACUUACAUCAAGCGGUUUGUUUGAGGUCAUGAAUAUAAACACCGAUGAAGAUGAACACAGCAUUGAAAUGCAACUACCAUAUAUUGCUAAAGUUAUGGAAGGAUGUCCGCAUGAAUUCACAAUAGUACCUAUUCUGGUUGGUUCAUUAUCAACCCAGAAAGAAAAAGAGUAUGGUCAAUUCUUCAGUAAAUAUCUUGGUGAUCCAGAUAAUUUUUUUGUAAUAUCCUCAGAUUUUUGUCAUUGGGGCAAAAGAUUUCGAUUCACACAUCAUGAUAAAAAGAACAGGCAUAUCUAUCAGUCAAUAGAGGCGUUAGAUAGAAUGGGAAUGGACCUUAUCGAACAGCUUCAAGCACAAGAGUUUGUAGAUUAUUUAAAGAAAUACGGAAAUACAAUAUGUGGACGACAUCCUAUUGCUUUAUUCCUAUUUGCAGUGGAAUCGUUACACCAGUCUAAUGGUCCGUCGCCAAAGUAUUCAUUCAAGUUCCUAAACUACGCGCAAUCGAACAGUUGCCAAUCGAUGGGCGACAGCUCCGUGAGCUACGCUGCUGGUGUGCUGAUGAGACAUUAGUAAAAAAAACUCGCGUUACGUGGACACUGAUCUUAAUUUUCUCUGGACCACAAAACGGUGCUUCGUUGCUUCCCAAAACCACUGCAUGCCAUAAUCAUAACAGAGUGUUUGAAUUUUUAAGAAAGGCAAGUUUGCGGGGACGCAACGCGGCGAUGCGAGGGAAAGGUGGCAGAUUAGGGGGCACUUCUGUAGCGGUGCAUAAUAAAGAAUGUUUCCACAACAUUGUCUGUUGAACUUCGUUUCGUCGUGUUUUCUAUUUCCAAAAUAAAAUCUCUGGGAGAUUUUCACCAGACGAUUGUGGAAAAAAAGUCUUUAGUAAAUAUUGAUUUUUAUAUUAUUAUAUUUGAGUAAAUAUUUCAAGCCAUUUUCAGCAUGUUAACGCAUUUAGAACAUUUUCUAAAGUCAAUUUCGCUAAGUAAGGGAGUACCCCUUCUAAAUGUGUUAACGUGCUGAAAAUGGCUUCAAAUAUUUAGUAAGAUAUUUAAUAUCUUUGUUUUGGGCAUAUUUGGUUUGUUUUUGAAACAUUGAAAAAGUCCUCAAUUUCGGCCAAAAAAGUUAGGGUACCCUUGCAAUAGUACGCUAAGGGGGUCGAACCCCUACCAUUUUGGCCAAAAUUGACGACUUUUGAAAAUGUUCUUAAAAUCUGUUAAUAUCCUGAAAAUAGCUUCAAAUA